Molecule: messenger RNA, 1725 nt
Organism: Symbiodinium necroappetens
Lineage: Eukaryota; Dinophyceae; Suessiales; Symbiodiniaceae
Source: the annotation of a GenBank genome assembly
AUGGAAGCUACAAAAUGUCAUCAAGACGUUCAAAUUGAUGGCCCCGGCGAGGAAAACUACGCAGCGUACACGGCCGCUUACGCGCCGAAGUUUUCGGAUUCUUUCAGCAGCGAGCUACUGAAUGACGAUGUCGAUGCCAACAGUAUUGCAGCAUCGGUGUUGACCCGCUACAAGCCUUGCGUGCCGGAAAUGGUGUUACAACUUUUCGGCAGCAUUCUUCGGCAAUGGCAGGUUUCCACAUACAGCAGCGGCAAGACAACAUUUCAAGUCCCCGUGCCAGAUACAAGGACAUUACCUGUUCAAGUGCGCCACUAUGAACGAUCCACAUGGCGAAGCGACUCCAUGACCGUUCUAGAAUUCCUGCGCAAAACAAACAAGGCAGGCGAGAUCGCUGGUUGGGUCAAAGCCGCAUGGAAGAAACAGCAGCAAGAAGACGGCGACAGUCGCACCUUGGUGGAAUUUGCAAACGACGUUCCCAUGGACGGUGAGAAGAUCGUAGGCUGCGCAAUGGUAUCUCGUCUGAACGACAAGUUCUUCGGGCAAUGGCUCGUGCUGAACGUUCCCUUCAGAACCAUAACAGAAUUGGUUCCUGCGGUCGUCAAAGAACGUGUGCCCAGCACAGACAAGUAUCUGGGAAUGUGUCUAGCCUGCCAAGCCCCGGCAGCUCAAACCAUGUGGCGAAAUCCUGUCCUGAUUGACGAGGACAUGAAGUUAGAAGGGCACAAGGCGGCCUAUCGUCGAGAAGUGUUGUCACGCGCCAGCAAGCGGCAUCAGCUGCCCAUCCAAGCCAGAUUCGAGACCAUGAUUCGGAAUGGCGAGAAGACGGUCGAAGGGCGGCUGAACAAAGGGAAAGCCGCCGAGAUCAUGGAAGGCGAAACCAUCUUGUUCGGGCACACAGAAAGGAUCGUCCUCAGAAUCAGCAUCCAUGAAUCUUUCCGCGAGAUGCUUCGCCAUGUUGGCUUCGAAAACUCAUGCCCGCAUUGUGCAGACGUGGACGAAGCCGUGGAGGUGUAUCACAACUUCCGCAACUACGAAGAGGAUGCAGCGAGGUUCGGUGUCCUGGCGUUUCACUUGGGUGCGAUGCCUGAGCAAGAACAGACGAGUGCUAGACCCGCUUGGAACACAGAGCAGCGUCGCUGGCUUCGUCUCAUGAACGAGGACCUAGACAGGGCCUUGGCAGUGUGGCAUUCGUCCUCAGAGAUACAGCAGGACGCAGCCCGGCGGGUAGCUUUCGAGAACAACAAGAUCCGAGCUUUAGAAGGCCCUCCAGGCACAGGCAAAACGUCCGUGGCCAAGGCCUUCGUGGACCAUGCCCUGGAAAAGGGAUGCAACGUUCUGCGGGCAUGGAAUGGCCACGUUCCCACAGUUGCAGAUGUGAAGCGUCUUUUGACAACAUACCCUACAACGACCUUUUUGACAGUGACCAGAAAGGGCUCGUGCACGAUCAAUGCGCUAGCAGCACAGGGUCUUUUUGGACGUCGAGUUCCACUCGCCACUAUUCCGGGAGACAUCGAAAGCAAUUGGCGCAACUAUACGGCUGACGGCAAGCUGAAGCCGUUCAACGUUUUGGAGCCGUUGAACCUAGUCAUCUAUGAAGGCAUGAAAAUCUUCUUUACACGCAACGUGGACAAAACCAGGGACUACGUGAACGGCAUGCAGGCGACAGUGGAAUCCUUCGACCACGCAACAAACGCUGUCUACGCGGUCACAGCCACGGGUCAUCGA